CGACCCUCAAUUUUCUUGAAGUCGUUUUCGUGUGCUCUUCAGUUAAUGAGUUUUAAAGUUGUGUGACAAUGAAGUUGUUAAUUAUAUUAGUAUUCGUGUUUUAUAUUUGUGGAUUUUACUAUGUGGGUGGAGCGAGAUCGGGAACAUUGUAUGAUGGGCAUGACUGUCCGCUGGGUACUCCAAAGCAUGUUUUAGUUGAUUGUAAUUUUUGUAAAUGCUAUAUGGGUAAUUUGGUUAACUGCAGUCGCUAUACUUGUAAUCGAGACGGCAUUGUUGAGAGUGUAGACCAAAUGGUUUGCGUGGAAAGAGAGAUGAAAUUUGACCAAUGUACCCUUUGUCAGUGUCGUAAUAAUACAUGGUACUGCAUGGAAUCGCAGUGUAAAACAUCCAAGGUUCACACCCAUAGAAAACGUUCGAUUUUGGAUUCUUUUUGUUUAUUCAAUGGUAUGAAAUCAACGCAAGGUUGCAAGGAAUGUGUUUGCAGUAAUGGAUUCUGGGAGUGUUCUGAAGAACACUGUAAUGUUAAACAUGGAGAAACCCAAUAUCUAUCUUUCUUUGAAGAGGAUUUAAGUGAAACUCCUUGUGCUCCUUCUGAUGUACUGGCCAUUGAAUGUUCACGUUGUAAAUGUAAUGAAAAUUCCCUAGGAUAUACAUGCAGGACUGUAGACAGCUGCAACGCAGAUGAACCUCUUGAAGUCAAAGUACGGUCGGCGAAAAUUUAUAUAAACACCAUCAUGGAAAAAGACUAAAAGUUAAUAAAAGAACUCUUUUUCUUGUUUGGUAAAAUAAUUUUGCAUGUACCUAUUAUUCAUUAA
This is a messenger RNA of Zophobas morio, 815 nucleotides long. RefSeq lists its product as uncharacterized. NCBI's taxonomy places the organism in Eukaryota, Metazoa, Arthropoda, Insecta, Coleoptera, Tenebrionidae. The transcript has 4 exons. Bases 69 to 749 code for a protein of 226 amino acids. The record is from RefSeq and is a predicted model, not a curated record.